UCAGCCUAUUCCAGAGAGAAAGAUCCCAAACCGCUACCUCGGACAGCCCAGCCCCUUCACUCAUCCACACCUCCUCCGACCAGGCCUCGCCGCUUCUCAAGAUAAAAUAAGAUUCUACUGUAUUUUUGAAGCCCUCCACAAGCUCCCUUGGAAACCUAUUUGAAUGUUUAAUAAUAGCAAAAAAACUGACUCAAGUUGCUCAGUCUUUAGCAGGCUUCAGAUUUUCCCUUAAAAUGUGCCCCUCAAACUCUGAAAGGGCAGCGGAGAGAGCGUGGCUGUCAAUGUGCCUCUGAAGAGUGGUGACUGGGGAAGUGACGCCAGGAUUGUCCCAGGUGGAAUACGCCCUGCGCCGGCACAAGCUCAUGACUCUGAUCCGGAAGGACACAUCGGGGCAGAGUGGGACAGAACAAACGGUGAUCCUGCUGUCCAACCCCACGUAUUACAUGAGCAAUGACAUCCCCUACACCUUCCACCAAGACAACCAUUUCCUGUACCUCUGCGGCUUCCAGGAGCCCGACAGCGUUCUGGUGCUUCAGAGCCUUCCGGGCAAACAGCUGCCAUCCCACAAAGCCACGCUCUUCGUCCCGCGCAGGGACGCGAGCCGGGAACUCUGGGAUGGACCACGGUCGGGCCCCGACGGGGCAGUAGCCCUCACCGGAGUGGACGAAGCCUUCACCCUCGAGGAGUUCCACCAUCUGGUAUCGAAGCUGAAAGCUGAGACCAACACAGUUUGGUAUGACUGGACAAGGCCGGCCCACUCCCAGCUUCACUCAGACUUCCUGCAGUCUCUAACCGAAACCAAAGCCAGGAGCAAGAACAGAGUCCGAGGACUCCAGCACCUGGUGCAGCAGCUCCGGCUCAUCAAAUCCCCAGCCGAGAUUGAGCUGAUGCAGGUGGCCGGGAGACUGACGUCCCAGGCUUUCAUAGAGACCAUGUUUGCCAGCAAAUCCCCUAUAAAUGAAGCAUUUCUCUAUGCCAAGUUUGAAUAUGAAUGCCGAGCUCGUGGUGCAGACAUCUUGGCUUAUCCACCUGUGGUUGCUGGCGGCAACCGGUCCAACACUUUGCACUAUGUGAAGAACAAUCAACUUAUCCAGGACGGGGAGAUGGUGCUGCUGGAUGGAGGUUGCGAGUUCUCCUGCUACGUGAGCGACAUCACCCGCACUUGGCCUGUCAAUGGCAGGUUCACCGCACCCCAAGCAGAGCUGUACGAAGCUGUCUUGGAGAUCCAGAAGGCCUGCCUGACCCUCUGCACUCCUGGGACCAGCCUGGAGAACAUCUACAGCCUUAUGCUGACAUUAAUAGGACAGAAGCUGAAAGAGCUUGGGAUCUUGAAGAACGCCAAGGGAAACGACGCUUUCAAGGCUGCUCGGAAAUUCUGCCCCCACCAUGUGGGCCAUUACCUGGGGCUGGAUGUCCAUGACACUCCAGACGUGUCCCGUUCACUCCCGCUCCAGCCAGGAAUGGUGAUCACUAUCGAACCAGGCAUCUACUUUCCCAUGGAUGACCCUAGUGUCCCGGAGAGAUUCCGUGGCAUCGGUGUGCGCAUCGAAGACGACGUGGUGGUGACUCAGGACCUGCCACUCAUCCUGUCUGCAGAUUGCCCUAAGGAGAUGGAACACAUCGAAGAGAUCUGCAGCAGGGGCUCUUGACCUCUCUCCCCAGACCCGUAUCCACCUCAAAAGCCUCAGGAAGCACGUAGGCACCCGCAGCCGUGUGUACGUUUGCGUGUACGUGUCGGCGCUGUACGUCCGGACGUAUAGACGCGUCCCUGUCUAUACGGGACGGUAGGUGUCUGUAUGUGUAUGAUUUUUUUUUUUUGAAGUAAAGAGGGUUCGGGGGUGACUGAGGAGGGAUUAGUCAGCUGUGAAUCCCUGGAGCUCUGGGAGGAGAGAGGAGGAGAUCGUUACUGACUUGGGCAAAGUCGAUGCUGAAUGUAGAUGUCACAGUAGGGUUUUAUGUUCCCAUCUCCCAUCCAUUUGCGUUCAUACUCUUUUUAAAUGUAAAUGGACAAAAAAAAAGAUUUCCCUGCCACGGCCGUGCAGAGCCAUAUCUUUCCACUGUCUUGUUAAUGCCACCCAGUGUUUAAGGUAUUUUUAUAGUGCUUGAAUUGUCAAGUAGUAUUAAAGGCCUCUGUUUAGUCCAGGCUUCCAAUUGGUAGCCUGAACGGAAAUGCCACAUCUAGACCAUAGAACGGUGAGGUGGAGUUGUGCACCGCGAUCUCCCUUGGCCCCUACCUCUUGACUCCAGGCUCACAGAAUUUCUGAGAGGCCCAGGACGGUAGCAUCUGUCAUUCAAGCCCGUCAUCCCUCUUCAGUUGAGACCACUGUAGAGCUCACAUGGCAGACGGAAGGAGACCACUCCCUCCAUAAAUUCUCUAAAGGAGCCAGGGUUUGAACUGUCCAUUUCUUCUUUCAUUAGCUGCCGACACACGUCAUUAGUGUCUUCAGCCAAUUCCCAAGUGGCAGGGCAUCGGCGCCUGUGGCCUAGAGACCUGGUAGAUCAUUCUGUCUUCUUGGGACUAGGAAGGAAUAGGGCAGGAGGUGGAUGAGAAAAAGGGAAACGAUAAGAUAAAAUCUAGAUCUUCCACCAUCUAUUUUCUACCUCCACACUUCUCCAGUCUUAGAGCUCCGUCUCCCUUAUCAAAUAGACCCCCUUCUUUCUGAGUAAGACACUGGCCUUCACAACACAUCCUCUGUGCUUGAACCCCUGUGUGAGGAAACUUGUCUCCUCCUCCACACUGGGGAGGGGAGGAAAAUGCCUGUUUGCACCUCCUGACAUUUGAAAAAAAAAGAAAGACCCUUCCAUUUCAGAUGGCUGAGGAAAGUCCUGUAAUCUUUCCUUUUUCCUUUAGGUAUUGUUGAAAGGGCAGGGGCACUGGCAUGGAGCCCCUCACCUCUCAGGAGAGGUAGCGGGGCAGCUUUAGGUGCAGCCAUGGGCCCCUGAAGAUGACCGGGGUAGGAUUCCUUAGGGAGCGUGGGUUGGCCUGAUUUAACCUCUGAAUUGGAGCUGGUAAAACCUACCAACGACGAUGCCGUGGAUUUUUAUUUUUUUUUAUAAACACCACGGAGAGGUUUGGGGAAGGAAGGACUCGGGGCUGAUGCUCACCUUGCUGGGCCAGAACAUCACCUCUGUGGUCAGGAAAUGAAGGAAGAGGCCACGCCAGGCCCAGGCGGGUGGCCAGCGCCAUGAGAGGCAAGAACACCAUUAUGAAUCCGAUUGGCUAGAGUGCACGCUGAGAAUUUUUCGAAGAGGGUUUGUUGCCUGACCCAUUUCUUCUUAGAUAACUUGCUUUCAGCUAAGCGGACAGAAAAGAACGGGCCUGCCCAAAUGCCCUGCCGCCGGCACCCUGCAGGGCGGAGCAGCAAUAUCACGAAACAUCUUGAUCCUGUUUACUUCCUCUUCGCCUCUCUCCCUCAUCAGGUCUGCCGCCCCUGGCUUUAGCCAACCAUUAUUUUCCCAAGUCAAGGAGACGGGUGGACAGGCCACAGAGGAAGCAGAAGUGGUCGGGUUGUUUUCCCUUAUUUGCCAGAUUGUACUGGGGGUUGCUCCUCCUUCCAGUGAAUAGCCGUUUGAGGCAGAACACAAAAAUCAGCGGCCUCUCACUGCUCUCCAGCGAAGAAACUAGUUGGAUCCUUCUCUAUGCAAAUCCACCAGUAUUCAGAGCCAUCCUCCAGGCUUGAAGAUGAAGAUACCGAUCACGGUCCACAUGGGUGUGUGUGAAUGGAAAGAUCCACGUGUGGCCAAGAGUGCAGAUGUGAAAAUGAAUCUUUGACUUGAGGCUGGGUUGGUUCUUUGUGGAAUACUACACAGUUUUUGCCUUCCCUAUGCAAAAAGGCUGAGAUGAAGUUAAAUCCUUACUGUCCUCAAAACCUUUAGCAGAACUUGAGUAGUUAAGGGUGGCCUACAAUAACUCCCAUGAAUGUCCCAUUUGGAGGAAUCUGUGAGCAACCCUCUAAUCCUCUACUUGGAGCAUAUAGGUCUCAGAAUUCCAGAAAGAAUAUCCCAGGCAUUUAAAUUGAACAAGCGAGCCUACCAAAAAGAAGAAAAUGGAAACCUCGGGAUGCUGUCUGGCACAAUAAAUAUAUAUGGAACAGUGUUUUCACCUUUAAGUUCGGGAAGUUUUAGUUUCGAAAAGCAGGUAGCAAAUAAUAGCUCCAUCAUAUGUUUCCAUCCCUGUAAUGGGCAUAAUCCGGUCAUACUUGCCCUUCGGGAUCAGUGGCAUGUCAGUUGUUUCCACUGUAAUGUGGGAAUCAUAUUCUUGAAGAACCUCAUGUUAAGGAAAAUUCGUUCUUAAAUACUCCAACUGGGUUCAGCCCCUGCAUACAAACACAUUGUCAGAAGAACGUUCCCUAUCUCUGCCCAAACGUUCUAUUCCAAAUGCACAUGGAAGACCCACGUUAGAGGAGAACCAACACUUUUCCAAAUAUAAACCUUCCAAAAGGCGGCCUAAUUCAGUGCCUAUGCAUGGGACUUGGAGAAAGUGGCUCCUCAAAAUAUGAGCUGCUUUAAUAACAGUCUAGCAUCUUCCUGAGGCAGGGGGAAUCCAUGGAGAGCAGCCAGAACCCAACCAGCAAAGGAAUCGAACAUGGCCGAUUCCAGAUCGAUUCUCCCACUGCAUUUCUAUUAAGUCAGUAUUUCUAACCUUCCUAACUUUUCUAUCAAAGAGGCCGAGUGAGUAACUGGUUUAGAGAAACCAUUAGGACACAGGUGAGAGAAAGGAAAAGAAUCCCCUCUUUUCCACUCUUACCACAAGUUAGGGAAGGAUUAACUAGCAGGGAUAGUGAUGCUUUAAGGCCUCCUAUUUGAGAUUAUUAAAGCACUGUUAUACUCAGAUGGAUUCCAGAAAGGACGCAUUUUAAUGGACAAUGGAGAUGUGCCUUGUGAUUCCGUUUUAAGAAAGACGCAAUUUGUCCAUUGUUAUUGUCAAGUCACUUCACUUCUCUGGGCCUCAUCUGUAAAAUGGGGAUGAAGACUGUGAACCCCACGUGGGACAACCUCAUCAUCUCAUAUCCCCCCCCGAGCUUAGAACAGUGCUUUGCACGUAGUAAACGCUUAACAAAUACCAUUAUUAUUAUUGCUCUGCCAUUAGGAAAGUUCAAUAGGGCCAACCAUCCAACAAUACAUGUUCACCAGUGAUACUGAUCCAUCUGCUUUUCCUGUAGUAGCUGAAAGGUCCAGGGAUAAUUGAUCGGGGGAAGAAAGGAGUCAUUCAUUCAUUCAGUCGUAUUUAUUGAGCAUUUACUAUGUGCAGAGCGCUGUACUAGGUGCUUAAGUCAAAGUCUCAAGGCUUUUUUCUGUGAUUUUUUUUUUUGCCAUUUUCUUUCAGUAUUUCCAUUUAAUGGCAUCAGCAACAUGAGGUUGGGGAUUUGGAAUUAGAUAUGACCAUGUUCUUUGAAGCCAAAGCGCUCGGCUGUGUUUAGUUGGGUUAACGAGUACAGCAAAGUUGAAAUCCCAGAGAAAAUAUAGAGUGAGUUCCCUAGGUGGAGCUGGGCAAUGUGGAUCUUUUUUUAAAGGCCUUACCAAGAACACAGGAGCAUCUAUUAAAGAGGAUUGUCUGUAAGAAGGAGCAGUUGGUACCUGACUGGUCACUUCUUCAUGCAUUUGUGUGGAAAUCAUUUCAGACCUUCAAAAGGGCAAGGAUUGGCAAUACUUAAUGUGGCAGAAUUGCCCACUGAAAAUCAAGGUCUUGAAAGCGUCCACACCAGGGACUUAGAAAACUACAAAUUUUUCCUAGAAUUCCAAUGACUUUGUAUUACUUCUAUGCAGAUUAUGUAUAUUCAAUUUGGACAAAAUGCUGUUACUUCCUAAAGCCUUGUCCUCUGAAAAUGUUACAGGUGUCACUCCCCAAACAGGGAAGAACAGCUGUUACUGUCAUUUAAAAAAAAUAAAACAAAUAUAAUGUUGGUCA
Molecule: messenger RNA, 5908 nt
Organism: Ornithorhynchus anatinus (platypus)
Lineage: Eukaryota; Metazoa; Chordata; Mammalia; Monotremata; Ornithorhynchidae
Gene: XPNPEP3
Product: X-prolyl aminopeptidase 3
Exons: 10
Coding region: 363-1649 (428 amino acids)
Cellular component (GO): mitochondrion
Molecular function (GO): metalloaminopeptidase activity; manganese ion binding
Source: RefSeq, a predicted model, not a curated record